Molecule: messenger RNA, 865 nt
Organism: Gastrolobium bilobum
Lineage: Eukaryota; Viridiplantae; Streptophyta; Magnoliopsida; Fabales; Fabaceae
Product: PHD finger-like domain-containing protein 5A
Exons: 2
Coding region: 263-595 (110 amino acids)
Biological process (GO): mRNA splicing, via spliceosome
Cellular component (GO): precatalytic spliceosome; U12-type spliceosomal complex; catalytic step 2 spliceosome
Source: RefSeq, a predicted model, not a curated record
CUAACCGGUAAUUAUUGGUACUGGGAAGUGGGAAACUAAAACACAGUGUGUGUUGUGUUGUGUUGUGUUGUGUUGCAGGAACUGAAACUGAAGCGUCUUUGCAUUAAUAAUCUGAUUCUGAGCUUCGGAUAUCUUCCCAUUUUUACAAUUUCGCUAUUGCUCUGAGUUCAGGCGGAGCGACACCGUUCAACACUCCUCUUCUCAGCACAGUACUUGCAGGUUUUAUAUAUAUAUAUACAGCAUCUAGCAGGUUGUUAAAAAUAUGGCCAAGCAUCAUCCUGAUUUGAUUAUGUGCCGGAAGCAGCCAGGAAUUGCCAUUGGACGACUUUGUGAGAAAUGUGAUGGCAAAUGCGUGAUAUGUGACUCUUAUGUGCGUCCUUGUACACUUGUCCGGGUUUGCGAUGAAUGCAACUAUGGAUCGUUUCAGGGUCGAUGUGUCAUAUGUGGAGGAGUAGGAAUAUCAGAUGCUUACUACUGCAAGGAAUGCACACAGCAGGAGAAAGAUAGGGAUGGUUGCCCCAAAAUAGUUAAUUUAGGGAGUGCCAAAACUGACCUGUUCUAUGAACGCAAGAAGUAUGGUUUUAAGAAACGAUGAUGAGGGUGAAUUACUGAAAUAUUUGUAUUUCUCUAAAACAUUUUCGCUUCAUGUGUUUUCCUGAGAUAUCAGAACCAUAGGAUUUCAGACCUUAUGCAGGUAAACUUUUAUCCGAUGCAAUUGUUGAUGAUACAAGUAUAUGACUAGUUGAAUACUGAUCAUAGGAUUAGCCAGUGUGGAAAUAUCAACUUGAACUACGAUGAGACCAUUGUUGUUUGUUUAUUUAGACACUACUUAUUAAGCUACCCCCUUCUCAUUUUUAUUUUAUUU